Messenger RNA from Arvicanthis niloticus (Nile rat), 1040 nucleotides. Its product is annotated as olfactory receptor 4D1. Gene Ontology annotation, molecular function: G protein-coupled receptor activity; olfactory receptor activity. NCBI's taxonomy places the organism in Eukaryota, Metazoa, Chordata, Mammalia, Rodentia, Muridae. Gene Ontology annotation, biological process: G protein-coupled receptor signaling pathway. Gene Ontology annotation, cellular component: membrane. The record is from RefSeq and is a predicted model, not a curated record.
UGACUGACUGUUCACAAUGUUUUACAUUGUGUUAUCUCUCUAGGCACACGAGGAGGGCCCCAUGCAACCCCAGAACAUCACAUGGGUGUCAGAGUUUAUUCUCUUAGGUUUCCCACAGACUCAAGAACUCCAGAAACUCCUAUUUGUGGUGUUUCUGUGUGUCUACAUCACUACUGUGGUUGGAAACAUUCUUAUCAUGGUUACUGUGACCUUUGACCCAAGGCUAGACAUGCCUAUGUAUUUUCUGCUUCGAAACCUGGCCAUCAUAGACCUCAGUUACUCUACAGUCACCUCCCCCAAGAUGCUGGUGGACUUCUUUCAUGAGACCAAGUCCAUCUCCUACCAGGGCUGCAUGGCACAGAUAUUCUUCUUCCAUCUCCUGGGUGGUGGGACGGUCUUCUUCCUCUCUGUGAUGGCCUAUGACCGAUACAUAGCCAUCUCCCGGCCCCUCCACUACGUCUCCAUCAUGAACACCAGGCUGUGCGUGGGGCUGGUGGUGGCUGCCUGGGUAGGAGGCUUUGCCCAUUCCAUUGUCCAGCUGUCUCUGAUGCUUCCAUUGCCCUUCUGUGGCCCCAAUGUCCUGGAUAACUUCUACUGUGAUGUCCCCCAAGUGCUGAGACUGGCCUGCACAGACACCUCCCUCCUGGAGCUCCUCAUGAUCUCCAACAGUGGGAUGCUGGUCCUCAUCUGGUUCCUCCUCCUUCUGAUCUCCUACACUGUCAUCCUGGUGAUGCUGAGGUCACACUCAGGGCAGGCGAGGAGGAAGGCGGCCUCCACCUGCACCACCCACAUCAUCGUGGUGUCUAUGAUCUUCAUUCCCUGCAUCUAUAUCUACUCCAGGCCCUUCAGUCCCUAUCCCUUGGACAAAGCCGUGUCCAUCAGCUACACGGUCUUGACCCCUAUGUUAAACCCCAUGAUCUACACACUCAGGAACCAGGAGAUGCAGGCAGCCAUGAAGAGACUAGCAAAGCACGUAGUGCUUAGUAGAAGAGAUGAGCUCUAAACAGAUUGUCUCCCAAGGGCAGGAUUCUCUGGACUUG